AUGUUAGAGCUGUCACCUCCAGACUGUGACGUCAGCUCUGUACUCGGAGAAGUCACUAAAGAAGAGGGCAUCACCAAGCCCGCUAUCCGCCGUCUGGCUCGCCGCGGCGGUGUGAAGCGUAUCUCCGGUCUGAUCUACGAGGAGACCCGCGGAGUGCUCAAGGUUUUCCUGGAGAACGUGAUCCGUGACGCCGUCACCUACACCGAGCACGCCAAGAGGAAGACCGUGACCGCCAUGGACGUGGUGUACGCCCUGAAGCGACAGGGCCGCACCCUGUACGGCUUCGGAGGUUAA
Molecule: messenger RNA, 294 nt
Organism: Knipowitschia caucasica
Lineage: Eukaryota; Metazoa; Chordata; Actinopteri; Gobiiformes; Gobiidae
Source: the annotation of a GenBank genome assembly